Molecule: messenger RNA, 3608 nt
Organism: Syngnathoides biaculeatus (alligator pipefish)
Lineage: Eukaryota; Metazoa; Chordata; Actinopteri; Syngnathiformes; Syngnathidae
Exons: 2
Coding region: 1176-2384 (402 amino acids)
Biological process (GO): G protein-coupled receptor signaling pathway
Cellular component (GO): membrane
Molecular function (GO): G protein-coupled receptor activity
Source: RefSeq, a predicted model, not a curated record
UAUGCAUAUGAUCAGAAUUGAUAAUGUUAAGUAUUAUGUAUUGUAUACAAACAAAAAAAGUCCCCAAACCGCCAUUACUCCCUCCUCUCAUGUGUCCUCGUCCGUGUUGCAUCUUGUGAUGUUUUUUUCUUUAUUAUUACUAUUUUUUUGGGGAUCAUGCUUAGUUUGUGUUGUAGGACUGGAUUCUAGAUCGUGGUGGAACAGAAUCAGUCUGUCUUUGGUCGUGUUAAAAGCGCACCACACACAUACAAUUGGUUAUAUACAACUUAUGAAGAUUUUAAUAAGAAAAAUCCUCACAAGUGUUUAUUGGGGCUAAUCAAGGGAAAUUCUGAAAGUUUACGCGCCAGUACAAAAUCCUGAACUCGACGAGCAUAGGUUUCCAAACCAGUGUGCCUUUGCAUAAUAUUGCACUUAUUUUGUGUGUGUGUGGGGGGGAAGUGUUAUUUACUAAUUGUAUUAAUAUCUUUGUUAAUGGCGGCGUGGUGUUUCAGCUGGUAAAGUGUUAGCCUCACAGUUCUGAAGUCCCAGGUUCAAUCCCGGCCCCGCCUGUGUGGAGUUUGCAUGUUCUCCCGGUGCCUGUGUGGGUUUUCUCCCACCUCCAAAAAACAUGCAACAUUAAUUGGACACCCUAAAUUGCCGCUAGGUGUGAUUGUGAGUGCGACUGUUUGUCUCGAUGUGCACUGCGAUUGGCUGGCAACCAGUUCAAGGUGUACCCGCCUCCUGCCCGUUGACAGCUGGGAUAGCCUCCAGCACCCCACGGCGAUCCUUAUGAGGAUAAGCGGCUAAGAAAAUGGAUGGAUGGAUCUUUGUUCGUGCAUUAAUGUCAGCAUUGUAUAGUGACACAGAACAAUUCAAUGGUUUUGGGACGUGCAAUGAAGGUGUGUUGCUGUUCCUGAAACAGAAUCCUGCACAGAUCCGUUUUGGGUUGAAUAAAACGGGCUCUUUUUUGUCGAAGAUCAGAUUUUAGGUCAAAGCGGUGCUUUGGCAAAGAUUGGUUCGAUGGGAAUGUUUUUGUGUUCAUCCUGUCUUUUAGGACACUCACCAAAAAUGAUUUGUGGUGCCAAAUUGAAGAUAAUGUGGAAAUGUGAAGUUCGCUGCUUGUGAUUUUGGGAGGCAGGUUGACGCAGCCCUGCACUAAUUGGCUCAGGUGUGCAGCUGAUUGUGCAAAUAGUUGCAUGGAAGCUGCAGGGCUCCCUCCUGCUCUUGAACGCAGCACCUUUUUUUUUUCCUCUCCUGUUUUCCUGGGUGGUGGUGGUGGUGGGGGGGGGGACGCUUCGCCUGCAAAAUGUCUCCGUGAGGAAACCAUGAACGCGUCCCUGAACCUGUCCGGCGCUGACCUCGACCCCCAAAGGGUGGCGCAGCUGCAGCACCGCUCCGUCAAGGUGAGCGUCAUCAUCGUCCUGGGGGUGAUGAUCACCUUGGGCAACAUCGCGGUCCUCCUGGUGAUCACGUCGUCCGUGGCCGGCUGGUCGAGGAGCUCCCGGUACUUCCUGCUGUCCCUGACGGCGGCGGACUCCGCCUUCGGGCUGCUGGUCAUGCCCUUGAACUUGUGGGUGAGUCUCCUCAAGGACUACACCGACGGGCCCGACCAGCUGUGUCACGUGGUGGCCUUUUGCAACGCCACCGUGUACUCCACGUGCAUGUACACGCUGGCCGCCAUCAGCCUGGAGAGGUACGUGGCGGUGCUGUACCCGCUCAAGUACUCGUCCAUGAUGACCAGAAGACGGACCCUGCUCCUGAUCGCCUUUUCCUGGUGCUUCCCGCCGUGUCUCCUGGCCCCCAUCUGCUUCCCGGACGGCAUCAUCCAGGUGCACUUCUCCACCGCCUCGCUGGUCUGCAACCCGUCCUACUCCACCAACGUGGGCUACUCGCUGAGCUUGGCCUGCGUCAUCUUCUUCCCGUGCUCGGCGGUCAUGACCUACGCCAACUUGCGCGUGUGGUGCGCCGCCCGGAGGCAGAGCCGCAAACUGCGCCGGCUCGAGCGCGCGCAUCGCAGGAGGCACAACGUGGCCUCCAGGGUUCUGGUGCCCGUCAUGGCCGCCUACUUUACUUGCUGGACGCCGUGCAUGGCGGCAAUGAUCUACAACGCGCUGUCGGGUAGCUCGGUGCCAGAGUGGCUUGAAUUUGUUGUGGUUUGGCUGCCAACGUCCAACGGCUUCCUCAACUGCAUCUUCUACUUCUGGAUCAACAAAAGCUUCCGUCAGAAAUUCCACCUCAUCAUGCACAGACUUGCCUUGACGCUCUGCCCGGCGCUCGUCGACACUCUGGGAUGCUGCAGGCCCUCGGAGGUUCCGUUCGGCUCGGGAUUUCUGUAUUACGACAACGGCGUCCACGAGCGCUCUUCCAGCGUUUCCUCCACCUGCACGCUGACGACCUUGGCCUAGAAGCUCUUUCACGAAGAGCAGCGCGUGGAAGAGGUGGAAGAGCGCCUUUUUAUGUGACUGAAGCUACUUCACCGGUUAAUUAAUUUGGAGGGGGAAUCGAGUCGAUGUGCAAACGCUCGGACGCUGGCGCCGGGCUACGACGGCGUGUAUUUAAUAAUUGCAGAUAUGCACUGUAAAAUAGAAUUGAAUGUAUUUUUUUAUUUUGUUUUAUGAACAUGCAGUCGAAAGACUGUCUUGUUUAAAUCCUGUGGAUUAUUAUUAUUUUUUUUUUUUUGGGUCUUUUUUUUUUUUUUGCCACCCCACACUGUUGCAAGGAUUCGAACGCACUGUCAGUGAACACCUCUUAAAGCACCUUUUUAGUAAUUUUAGAGUAACGCUCCAGCCUAGUCCGCUCACCUCAUAUCCCAACUGUCUUUAUUAUACAUUGCUAAAUGAGUAUUUUAAAGUCAUAUUCCGCAGACGUCGAUCCAUUGACAUAUUUGGAUGUGCGUGUGACUGCAAGCGCUUUUGAAGGAUCUUUGCCAUCCACCUGUUCAUCAUUUAUUUUUUUUUUUUUUAAACAUGAGAAUGGAAGACGUUGGCACAUAACAGCUGGGCGAGGUUAACCUUUCAGUCGCGCCGUUUGAGUGUAUGCAAGGAGAAAAGUAAUUAAGCGGCAACACCGCGGAAAGGUCACCGGCGGGUGUGCUGCCGGAAGAUAACUUUGAUAACUUGUGGGGUUGUUUGUUCUUCCUGUGAGGUUCCUCAUCUGUCCAUCAGAUGUGCGCCGCCGGCGCCGGCGAGGUGUCGCGUCUGGUCUGAACGUUGCUUGUUGCAAGGAAACGUGGUUUUUUUUUUUUUUUUUUUUUUUACAAAGGUGUAAUAUGUUGUGCGUUCCAGAAUAUGUCGGUUACACGUGAGAUUUUUGUUUAAAUUAUUUUUUGUUUGUAAAAUAAGGGAUGAACUUGUUUGUGAAUGAUUAAAUGAAAUAAAGCAUUAUGCCUUUUGAACUGUGUGAACUGCAAAGUUUGUGUCUUACAAAAUAGUGCCGUGUUUGCAGGUUCUUUUUAUAGCGACAACAUAAGCAAAAAAAAAAAAGAAUUAUUAGCUUGGGGCAAAGUGCCACACGCAGACCCAACUGUUAAAAAAGAAAAAAAAAAUUGGCUCUAAACCAACAUUGAAAUGUUUCAUCCGUGGCCUGUGCGCCAUCCUAACACAGAGUUUGAAGGAAAUUAGCAUUAUCCU